This is a messenger RNA of Scleropages formosus (Asian bonytongue), 1977 nucleotides long. RefSeq names its product cyclic nucleotide gated channel subunit alpha 1b (gene cnga1b). The transcript has 7 exons. The record is from RefSeq and is a predicted model, not a curated record. Bases 1 to 1977 code for a protein of 658 amino acids. Gene Ontology annotation, biological process: monoatomic cation transmembrane transport. NCBI's taxonomy places the organism in Eukaryota, Metazoa, Chordata, Actinopteri, Osteoglossiformes, Osteoglossidae. Gene Ontology annotation, molecular function: intracellularly cGMP-activated cation channel activity; intracellularly cAMP-activated cation channel activity; cGMP binding. Gene Ontology annotation, cellular component: plasma membrane; intracellular cyclic nucleotide activated cation channel complex.
AUGUCGGCUACGGUACACCCACAACAUUUCCUGCUGGUACCACCGCGAAUCGUCCUGCAGGACAUGGAUGAAGACGAGGAAUGUAAUGAAACAAGAGGUCAUUGCCAGGAAAGCCCAGAUGUUCUCUUCAAUGCAAACAACAGCAACAACAAUGAGGAGGAUGAGAAGAAAAAGAAAAAGGAAAAGAAGGAAAAAAAGGACAAAAAGGAAAAAAAGGACAAGAAGGAGAAAAAGGAGAAAAAGGAAAAGAAGAAAGAAAAAGAAAGGGAACAGGAAAAGGAGAAGCAGGGAAAAGAAAAAGAAAAGGAAAAGGAGAAGGAAAAUGCAAAAAAAGAAGAGCCCAAGGAAAUCUAUGUUAUUAACCCAGCUGGUAAUACAUACUACAACUGGCUAUUCAUCAUCACCAUGCCUGUAAUGUAUAACUGGACUUUAAUUAUUGCCAGAGCAUGCUUUGAAGAACUUCAGAGUGACUAUUUGAAAUUCUGGUUCAUCGUAGAUGCUUUAGCAGACCUAACAUACUUGGCUGACAUGGUCUUCAGGACAAGAACAGGCUACCUGGAACAAGGCCUGCUCGUGAAAGAUGAAAAGAAGCUACGUGACCGAUACGUAACAAGCGUGCAGUUUAAAUUAGACCUAAUAUCAAUGAUACCAACGGACAUUUUUUACUUGAAGCUCGGAGUUAGAUACCCAGAAAUUCGUCUCAAUAAGCUGUUCCGCGUGAAUCGCAUGUUCGAGUUCUUCCAGCGAACCGAGACAAGGACCAACUUCCCCAAUGUCUUCCGUAUUUCGAACCUUGUUAUGUACAUCGUGAUCAUCAUCCACUGGAAUGCAUGCAUGUACUACUCGUUCUCAAAAGCAAUUGGCUUUGGAUCAGACACUUUUGUCUACCCUAAUGUGUCCCAUCCGGAGUUUGGGCGGCUGGUCAGAAAGUACGCAUACAGCCUGUACUGGUCCACUCUGACGUUAACCACCAUCGGUGAAACCCCUCCACCAGUCCGUAACUCAGAAUUCUUUUUUGUUGUUUUUGACUUCCUUGUGGGCGUUUUGAUCUUCGCUACUAUCGUCGGUAAUGUUGGUUCCAUGAUUUCCAACAUGAAUGCUUCCAGGGCUGACUUUCAGGCCAGGAUUGAUGCCAUAAAGCAGUACAUGAGCUUUCGAAAGGUCUCCAAGGACCUGGAGAAGAGAGUUAUUAAGUGGUUUGACUACCUGUGGACCAACAAGAAAGCUGUGGAUGAACGGGCUGUACUGAGGUACCUGCCAGACAAACUGAGGGCAGAAAUUGCCAUCAACGUCCACCUGGAUACACUGAAGAAGGUGCGGAUUUUUGCUGACUGCGAAGCUGGGCUGCUGGUGGAGCUGGUGUUGAAGCUGCAGCCACAGGUCUUCAGUCCUGGGGACUAUAUUUGCAAAAAGGGGGACAUUGGGAGGGAGAUGUAUAUCAUCAAGGAAGGAAAGCUGGCUGUUGUGGCAGAUGAUGGCAUCACACAGUUCGUGGUCCUUAGCGAUGGGAGCUACUUUGGGGAGAUCAGCAUCCUAAACAUCAAAGGCAGCAAAGCGGGCAACCGCAGAACAGCUAACAUCCGCAGCAUCGGCUAUUCCGACCUGUUUUGUCUCUCUAAGGACGACCUCAUGGAAGCGCUGACGGAAUAUCCAGAUGCCAAGGCCAUGCUGGAGGAAAAGGGAAGGCAGAUUCUGAUGAAGGAUGGGCUACUGGACUUGGAAGUCGCCAAGCAGGGCCCCGACCCCAAGGACAUGGAGGAGAAGGUUGACCGGAUGACUGGUACCCUGGAGAUCCUGCAGACCAAGUUUGCACGGAUGCUGGCUGACCACGAGGGCGCGCAGCUCAAGCUGAAGCAGCGCAUCACAAAACUGGAGAAAAAUAUCACAACCUCAGGAGGAGUUCUCUUCCCUGAAACAGCAGCUCCAGAAGGAGUUGCUCCCACCGUAGAGGGAGAGCAGCCAGAGGAAAAGAAAUAG